Messenger RNA from Dermacentor andersoni, 5430 nucleotides. RefSeq lists its product as uncharacterized. The record is from RefSeq and is a predicted model, not a curated record. Lineage: Eukaryota; Metazoa; Arthropoda; Arachnida; Ixodida; Ixodidae.
UACAAAAGAAGUACCCACCAGGACUUUGCUGGUUGUGCUGUAUGCUAGCCGAUUCUUGUUUGAUGUAUGGCACAGUGACACUUCUCAGAAGUAAGUAAUGUAAAUAAGAACAGGCAUUUAUGUGGUUGGCUAUUGAAGUGCGAGCACGAAAGGUGAAUUUGGUACUUGGUGUACUCCUCCUGUUUGAAGGAAUAGUGUCUCAUAUUAUGUCCCACUUUGCUGUCGAUGUUUUAUUCGACUUCCGUGUUGAACUUUUUCGUUCAAUAAUUUUUUUUAUUACAUUGUAUAUCUUUACAUGUUACGGCCUGACCACUGGAUUUGCUACUUACUGCACCACUCCCUACCUCCCCCCCCCCCCCCCCAGCUUCCCUUUGUGAUAUGCUCAGCCUACAGGCAAAACGGAAACCAUUUCUUUCUUUUUUAUCAGGUUCAAUUGCUUUGCUUUGUUGUAAUGUCACUGAACUGCAAACUGACAAAGUGUAUUUUUCAUUUUUUAUUGCUUCAGUGUGGUUACAAGUUUUGACCGAUGUGCAAUACAAAAAGAGGUCCCAUAGUCAAAGGCUGUAUUGGGACCUCUGGUCAAGGUUAAGGGGUGAGAGGAAUUACUAUAUGGCAGCAAAUUAAAGCAAUAUCAUGACAUUAACAUACAGGUCAAAAAGCAUAACAAAUAUAAGAGAACAACUUGAGCGGAAGUAAACAAAAAAGAAGAAAAAACAAGUGAAGAAAAAGAGUACUAGUAUGUACGAAUGCAUAUUAAGCUACAGACAAAUGACAAGCAUAAAAAAACAUGUAUUCAUUCCAAUACAGAGCCACAUCAAUUACACACACACAAAAAAAAUGAGCAAUAUACAUGAAACAGCUAGGGUGCCAAUCUAGAAAAGGAAGCAUCAGAACAAUGCGGUACACAGUGAGAAAGAAUUGAAAAGAGACUUAACAGUCAGUGAACAAUUUCACAGUUUCUAUGUUGUACUUAUCUGUUGUACUAAAUCUUUUAUUGCCCUCUUGCCUUUUAUCCAUUUCAGAUGAGUGUAACUGUACUAAUCGUCAUUUUUAACAAGAAGAUUUGGAUACUUUCCCGUGCUGUAGGAUGCAACAAUAUUUUGAAGUUCUAGCCGCAGGUGCUGCUGCAUGUGCUUAGGAGUUUCCUUCAUUGACGGAACAAGGGACAACACAAAAUGGGUAACGUCGUCCAUUGCCUGGCUUGCUGCGAGGGCACCUCUUAUGGCUUCAAUUCUCAAAUCUAUUUCCUCGAUUUCUUUCAUUGUUUUCUGUCUCUUUCGUGCCUGUCUCUCUGUCCCCUCAGGCAAGGUCACGGAUGAUUCUUUGCUUGUGCAUGAGGUUGCUUUAGGGGAGCAGCCAGGCGACGGAAACAUUUCUUCAAAAAUCUCCUCGUUUUCACAAUGAUCUUCAAGUAUAACAAGUGUUUCCUCUGCUGCGGUGCUGUCAUACGCACAAUUCUGUUCAUCUGGGGAAAUGUUGCUGUGGCUCCUGUGUAAUAUACGUGCAGCUUAAUAAUGUGCACUCGUGUACCUUCAUACAUACCGUUGCUCUUACCGGCGUGGUUCAAACAAAUCUGACAUGAAGCGCAGCCUUUCCAUGUAUGGCCAGUUGUUGGAUUUUGUUUUCUUUGUAGCAGCUGAGCCACUCCUUUGCUCAUCUUUAACAUCUUUCAGUUUUCGCCGAAAUGUGUCCUUUAGGUUUUUCCAUCUGCUCUGUAUUUCAUCCAUGGUCACUGAAAAAAAUUAAGCAAUAUAACAAAAUGUAAAAGCAGAAGUUACAUGUAGAAAUUUUAUCUCUUUAUAAGUGUGUAGCCUAAUAAGCAGCGCAAUCUCUAUAUACGAUGCCAUCAGCUGAUUCGUGAUCGCAUUUCAAUGUUCCUGGAACGGGGUCGUGUCCUUCAGUGAGUGGUCCGAAAAUUAGCUGGGAAAUUCUAAAAGAAACCUCGACGCACCGGCACCUUGUAUUCUGCGUUUUUUCACACAUAAUUGAAAUAGUGUAAUUGUCUAAACUUGGUAUGCUGAGCAGAGGGAAAUGUUAUGUUGGUUUGUUUUCUUCGUUGCUUCUUGCACGAUUCCUUGCCGUGGGUAUGUGCCAAAGUACGGAAAUCAUAAUCAUCAGCGAGCGAAGAUCAUCUAGAAGAGCUAGUCGGCGCUGGGCAUAUAUAUAGCGGACAAAUUUUAUAUAAUAUACAGCCUGCGUGAAUUUGUUAGAAUGUCUUCAGGCAUUUUACAAAAUCCUACAUAUUAGUGGUAUAUUUCAGAGAGGUUCAUCAUACGUAAAUGCUUUCCCCUUUAUAUGUAUUAUUAAGUGCAGCUUAUAGAAUUAUGAUAAGCUUUUUCAAUGCCCAGUUGUAAAAUUAUAGUGUAGUUUUCCAAAAUUUUGCUAUAAAAAUGCAACAAAACUGACAUCCUAAUUAAACACUCCACUUACCACAGUCACUACAUUUUAACUCUUCCUUUAAAUGCAACAGACCUCAUCAAAUUCGGUGCAAUGGUUGCUGAGAAAACCGAUUUCUACGUUUUCGUCUAUUGGAUAAGAGCCGAUUUAUUUACGUAGGAACAAAUAAAGAGGCCGAACACAUACCGUUUGGGUCGAUGGUCCUCAUUGCCUCCAGCACUUCAUCCCACAACGCAGAUCUGUUCGAGGUCUUCUUGUAGUCGUUAAGCGCGGCGUUCCACAAAAGCGGACGCAUGGCCACUUCAUCAAUUAACAUAUCGUUAAAGCUGGCGCGCGACAUUGCUCAGCUCAGCUUCCAAAUCGCGGUAAAACAGGAAAGCGCCUAUUUCGACGGCGCUUGCUCUUACGUCACACGUUGCCCCUCCCAGACUGAGCGACGGCGCGACCAACUUGUUGGAAUCUCGUCGCGGAGAGCCCACAACGUCGCGGCGGUCGCUGAGCGACGGAAUUCGCUCUGUCGCUGACUGAAAAUCGCGCCAUGUGAAACAGCCUUAUGGUGUUCCUGUACAUGGCUUCCGUUGCUUGAUCGUUCGGUGAGCGCAUGCUUUCGGCAUUCUACUAGACGUCGUACAGCGCGCUCGUCCGACCACUUUCCGAAUAGGCGGUGCUGGGUAAUUAGCAGCUGCAUAUUUUCCUCGACAAACGAAGUGGUGGUCGUCGGCGGACGGAUGUCCGACGGUCGGAGGUCCCGAGUGGCGGUUGCCGAUGCCGUCGUCGAGUUCGUUUCGUCGCGGCGCGGCAAGCCGAAGGCUAAGUACGCCGGCCGCACGUUUACGCUGGACACAAAAAAUGGUCAGCGCCACCAUUGGCGUUGCGACGUGCGUCAGUGCAGAUCGCGGCUCACGACCGACGUGUACGAGAACCGCCACAUGGUCUACCGAUUCCGGGAGCACAACGAAGGCCAGCACCGGCGCGUGGCCAGCAAGAUAAAGAGGCGUGACGCCACGUACAGGCAGCAGAUGCAUGUCAAGCGGGAUAUAGGCGUCUCCUCCGACAACACGAACGCGUCCGGCACUGAUCUCGGAGGCUACUGUGUACCAGUUAUAAGAGCGUUAUGUCGCACCGUGCAGCCAGCGAAGAAGAUCGGCGACUUCCUGUACGUGCUGGAGAACUGCAUCGGAGGCCUGUGCUUCUGGCGCUGCGUGCACGUGAGCUGUCCCGGACGAUGCCGCACCCACGACGGCGACGUAGUCGCUGGGCCGUCGCCGCACACGCAUGGGCGGCACACCGCGGCGGACGAACCGGACACCAGGGCGCACGACGGCGAAGACUCUUCCUCCUGCAAGGAGUUCCAACUAGACGCCUGCGAACAGGCUCCACCAGGCGUCAGCGAGGCGACCACUACGGACACGGAUCCCAAACACCGCGAGGUUUCAUUGCAGCAGCACCAGCAGGGGAGCUGUAGUGAAAUUUCGAAUGGGAGCGCGGACAGUCCCGUGGUCAUCAACUCGGAACCACGUUCGCCGCUCGCUCCCGAAGCUGCGACAACUUCCGACGUCGGCUUCAGUGCCGUCGAUAAAACGGCACCGACGCACGCACCUGACGUCAUCACCGACGCCACGACGGCGGCAGGUGACGACGGCCCGCUGUUUCGAGUAAGCAGCCCUUUCAGUUGUCCCGAUCAGCGAAGGUCAUUGCAGACGGCGUACGAUGAGACAUCUGCUGCUGCUGCCGCCGCCGCCGCCCCUGAAGCUUUCAAUUACGUUGACUUGUCGGACUACGAAGGCAAUGACGAGAAAGAACAAUUGCCCCUGAGAUCGAUCGGCGCUGCUGUCAUCUCUGAGGUCACGGGCGAGCGCUCGCACUUGACUGCCGCCGCCGGUUACGGACUCGCAGCGAGCGGACCCAGUUCGGGUCUAGCGGAGGUGCUCCAGAUGACCGCGCAAAGUACGGACAGUCGCGAGCGGGACCUGCGGGUGGACAUUCUGCUGCAGAUGCGCCGCCUGCUUGAGGCCGAGACGGACCUGGUGAACGAGAGGCGGCGCAACGAAGUUUUGCGCGGGAAGCUGCUGCGUCGCCAACUGCUGGGUAUCGUGACGGAGAGCGAACCAGCGCCUCCGUACAUUUGAGGUCCACCGCGGUGUGGUUCCACGUUUUGGUGACUGUGUGACCUGCUCUGCGGACUGAAGAUCUCGGGAAAGUGCUCGAGUGACACACCGCCGUUGGGGAACGGCCGCAGGGGUUGAGUGACUACAGAUUCUGCUACUGAGCCAAAUGGUGUGUGAAUAUCCUGCGCGCAUGUUCUGGCAUCUGUGUUUCGUAGGCACGGAAAAGCAAUGCACUACAUAUGCCACCAAAACAACUCGGUCACUGUGUGUGUGUGCGUCCGUGAAUGACGACGUUAAAGUUAACACAUGUGAAAGAUUAUGUAAAUAAUUGGAAGGUUAAGUUUUGAAUAAAACACCCGUGUACUUAUAUUUAGGUGCACAUUGAAAAACCCCCGGUGGUCCAAAUUUCCGGAGUCCCCCCCUACAGCGGGCCUCAUAACCAGAUCGUGGUUUUGGCACGUAAAACCCCAUAAUUUUUUUUUUUGAAUUUUGAAUCUUUAAUUAAAGGUCCGCCUUUUCAACAGAAGCGCACAAACACUGUAUGUGUAUUGGCAACGCCAUAAUUUGUUGCCUGUGCUGGCAACAAUAUUCAAACAGAUUAUUUACAACAUUGCUAGAUAACGGUUGUUUACUUAUUGAUUUUUGUGUGCCCUCUUUCUUGUUUCUUUUCACAGCUAUACUUUCAAAAAUUACUAUGUCGGCACAUUUAUAUACUGUACAGAAUUGUGGAUGUUCCUUUUUUGUGCGAUUUUAAUGUUACCUUAGAAGAAAGCUUGUUGUCUCAAAUGCGCUGUUUGUCACCACCAGAAGGGUAGGCCUCCUCAGGCAUACACAGCCUUUAGCCUCCCUCCUGAUGUGGCGAUGUAUGUUUGGAUGCUGUAGAUAUGAAAUUGAAAAAGAGAAUAAACUUGAAACUUGAAACAAA